UGGAUGAACCUGAUGAUGACUUGAGACAUGCAUCAAUAUUUCUAAGUGGAACGCCGCCUGCACAAAUUUAUCCCGUGAAAGUUCCACUUACCCGAACGCCGGUUAUAUUGGUCGUUGAUCAACGUUGAUGUUCACGCUGCCCAGAAUGACGAUGACCACCAGCAUGGCUUCCACAUAUCCUUUUGAACCGAGCCCCCAGUGGACGACAAUCAACCCUAGGCCAUUCCUGCCAUUUCGCACCCACGGAGGAGACUUGGAAGCACCCCCGUUGCCGUCUCCUCCCCGGAAUCAGCUGUUCAACGACAAUUAUGUUGUUACCACCCAUCUCGUGCCUGCUCCAUGUCCAAGACUCACUCCAGAUAUUCCAUUGCCUGUGGUCCCCAAAUUCUCGACGAAUUCCACAGAACGGAAGCAAGGUAUCCAGCAGCUUGCCACCGAAAUUGGGAAGCGACAAGAGAGCUUCGUGCAGGGUGGGUUAGGUGGAGAAAAGAGUGAGAAGCCGUUGUGGAACUGCGUUAACCGAUAUGUGAAGAGAGUUAAAGAUGGGAAGAAGGGAUUGACAUUGUUCUUUGCUCAUGCAAAUGGUUUUCCCAAGGAGAUUUGGGAAACUACUCUGCGAUAUUUAUUAUCGUCAUCUACGGCCUCACUGAUCGACGAGGUGUGGUCUUGGGAGGCUGUCCAGCAUGGUGAUGCUGCAUUGGUCAACGAGUCAAAUCUCAGUGGCAUAUUUGAUUGGCGAGACAACGCACGGGAUAUUGCACACUUCCUGUUACACUACUUACCUGAAGAUGCAUCUUCGGAAAGUUUUCCCGAUCAUCUACAUCUUCUGCCGGAGAAUAUCAGUGAAUCUCGGAAGACUAACGGAUUUUCAUCCCGCUCUCUGGUCGCUGUUGGACAUUCAUUCGGGGGCUGCUCUUCGAUAAUGGCGGCUGUCAACUUUCCUGCACUGUUCUCAUCCAUGAUUCUCAUAGAUCCUGUGAUCGUUCAAUAUCUUGGCUAUUCCUCCGGUUUCCAGGUCUCCAAAUGUGCCGCUGCCCUUACCAGGCGCGAACGCUGGCUGUCACGUGAGGAAGCAUUACGCUUGUUCAAGGCGUCUCCAUUCUUCGGAGCUUGGCAUCCUGAUACCCUGGAGCUAUAUGUUACAUAUGGCUUGUGCAAGGAUUCACAAGGGGGCGUGAGGCUAAAGAUGUCAGGUGUACAUGAGGCCUUGGUAUUCGCAGAUCGAAUAGGAUCAAAUGAAGCAUGGGAACUACUGGGAAGGCUGGACGAGCGAAUAGAACUACGUUGGAUUGUUCCAGGGAAGGCCGAAGACAAAGGGGUUAUGGGUAAAGAAGCAACGAAGGUGCGAGUGUGGCGAAGGCCUGCCAAUUCAUCUAAUGUGGUCAUUCGUUCUGCUGGCCAUCUGAUUCCUCAGGAAUCCCCAGAGGAACUCGCUCAAGAGAUAUCAGCUUUCCUGGAGAGAAAGUACGAGCUACGGAGUAGAGCAUACCUGUGAUAUCCUUUGCGGUG
Suillus clintonianus is the source of this 1509-nucleotide messenger RNA. Its product is annotated as Alpha/Beta hydrolase protein. NCBI's taxonomy places the organism in Eukaryota, Fungi, Basidiomycota, Agaricomycetes, Boletales, Suillaceae. Bases 128 to 1495 code for a protein of 455 amino acids. The transcript is spliced from 8 exons. The record is from RefSeq and is a predicted model, not a curated record.